AUGUCUGCCCGCCCGCUCCCGCCCUUCCUGCCGGACAGCGUUGAGUCAUUCCGCGACCAUGCCCCGGAACACCUAGACGACUGGUUCGAGUACUUCCGGAACGUUUAUACCUACGCCGAGAGCGCCCAGAACCGCAUAUCUCAGCUAGAGAAUGAGGCCCAGAACACGAAGGAUAAACACCAAGGACUCGAGCAAUCCAUGCAACAAAUCACCGCUGAACGUAACUUCGCUCGAGCCCAGCUCGAGUACACCGAACAACAACAUGAGAAGGCCCUGAAGAGGAAGGAUGAUGACAUCUUUGAGGCCCGCCUCGCUGAACGCCGCGCCCUCGACGCCACCCGACCUACUGUACCUACUAUACACUCGAAACUAAAAGCUAAUCACGAUCGAUUCCCGACACGCCUUGCCCGAAUGUCCUAUGUAACUGGCCGUCUUAAGGGACGCGCCUAUGCCCAAGUCUUACCGCAUAUUAAAGCCGGAGAAUGCCAACUCCCUGAUUACCAGGAUAUUAUUAAUCUACUGGAACGCGCUUUUGGAGACCCGAACCGCAUUAAUAAUGCCCGCGCCGAACUGUUCCGCCUCCGCCAGACUCACAAGGAUUUUAGCACCUUCUUCGCCGAGUUCCAACGCCUUGCACUGGAAGGAGAAAUGUCAGAAGAGGCCCUGCCUACCCUGUUAGAGCAAGCCGUUUCCCGAGAGCUACGCGGAAUGCUGGUACACAACCCACCGUCUACCCGCGCCACGAAAGACGAAUAUGCCUCUGAAGGAACACCCCCUGACGCCCAGGAAGAAAUCCCCGUCGCCCCGAAGGGGAAGAAGCCCUGA
Fusarium poae is the source of this 825-nucleotide messenger RNA. RefSeq lists its product as uncharacterized. Bases 1 to 825 code for a protein of 274 amino acids. NCBI's taxonomy places the organism in Eukaryota, Fungi, Ascomycota, Sordariomycetes, Hypocreales, Nectriaceae. The transcript has 3 exons. The record is from RefSeq and is a predicted model, not a curated record.